AUGGCAUCUCCAGACCAACUCCAAAAUGUCCGUCCCAUGUUUGAGCUCCGCAACCGCAGCUACAUUGUCACGGGAGGCGCCCAAGGCAUCGGCUUCGCCUGCACCCGCGCCAUUUGCGAAAUGGGCGGCAACGUGGCCGUCUUCGACAUUCAGCCAGAACCAGUCGCCGAGUUCUCGACGCUGAGCCAACGAUUCGGCGUCAAGACGACAUAUAUCCAAAUGGACGUCACCAACGAGGACAGCAUCAAAACAGCAUUCGACAAGGCCCUCGACAGUCUGGGAACGAUUGACGGAUGCGUCCCCGCCGCCGGAAUUGCCAUUGAUAAACCGUUCCUAGACCAAACCUGGGACGAGUUUACCAGAAUCCAAGACAUUAAUGUGAGAGGCAGCUUCUUCGUCGCCCAACUGACCGCCCGGCAAAUCGUCAAGCAAGGCACAGAGGGCGCCAUGGUCCUGAUUGCUUCGCAGUCGGCGCACAUUGCCCUGCCGGGCUACCGCAUGGCCGCGUACAAUGCGUCCAAGGGCGCCGUUCUGAUGCUUUCCAAGGCGCUGGCCGUGGAGCUCGCCCCCCACGGCAUCAGGGUCAACACCAUCAGCCCGGGCUUCGUCGACUCGGACAUGACGCGGACGGUGAGGGAGGGCAAGCGCAGCGCGAGGGAGGGCGAGCAGAUGUGGCUGGCGCCCCCGAACCAGAGGCUCAGCACGCAGAAUGAUUUGACGGGGGCGGUGGUGUAUCUCUUGAGCGAUGCGGCGAGGCAUACGACGGCGGCGGAUAUUCAGAUUACGGGGGGACUGCAUGCGGGUACUAUUGACGGGUUGAUUAGCUAUGAGAAGUAG
Molecule: messenger RNA, 837 nt
Organism: Metarhizium brunneum ARSEF 3297
Lineage: Eukaryota; Fungi; Ascomycota; Sordariomycetes; Hypocreales; Clavicipitaceae
Gene: SOU1
Product: Sorbose reductase SOU1
Cellular component (GO): intracellular anatomical structure
Molecular function (GO): oxidoreductase activity, acting on NAD(P)H, oxygen as acceptor
Source: RefSeq, a predicted model, not a curated record